AUGGCCUCCUCAACGCUCGCUAAGCUUCUCAACAACAAGGAGGUCUCGCCCCUCCUCGUCAUCGAAGACUCGGUUCAGCAGUCCGCAUAUCCACUCCUGCGUGAAUGGGUAUUGACGAAAUCCUCGACGGCCGGGAGAGCAGCGAGGCAAGAACUCGUUGUUUGCUGCGUGGAACAUCCUCCAAAGAUCGUGAGAGAGAAGAUACUGGGCCAGGACGUCGAGAAAGCGUUCCCGUCGGCGACGUACAUCGACGUCGGUUCGAGCUGGUUAUGGGGGACACAGGUGCCGGCACAGGAUGCGAUCACGACGAGCUUUGAGAAGCUGGGUGAUGUGCUGCAUGAGCAACUGCGCGCUGAUGUCAAGACAACGGUAGUCUUUGAAGGAGUCACUGAGAUUCUUUCGCAUCAAACCUUGAGCGCCUUUGCAAGAUUCAUGAAGCGGAUUGCCGCAAUGGCGAAUGAAACCCACACCUUCAUCUUCCCCUUCCACAGCGACGCCGCCCUCUCCUCCUCCACCUCUCCCACCUCCCCAACCCUCACAACCCUCCUCUCCCAAGUCAGCACAACCUUCCUCACCAUCCGCCCUGGCAAAGACUUCGGCGUGACCUUCGCCGACACGCCCGGCCCCGAACCCGACGUGUUCAAACCUGUCGACGCCCACUCCCACGCCGGCGUGCUGUGCGAGGUGCUGCAUAAGAAGAAGAGUGGGAAGAUAUUGAGGGAGGUUGUGGGGGUAAGGUUUGUUGGGGUGGAUGGUCGGGAUGGUCCUGCUGGACGGACGGUGAGGGGGGAUCAUGCGAGGUGGAAGGUGAUGACGAUUGAGGAGUUGGGUGGAUGGAGUGCGACGACGGCGCCGGCGCGCUUGGACCAGGCGGCGGCGAAACAGGCGGAUGAGCCGGACCCAACCGCCAACCUUUCCUUCAACCUCCGCCUCACCGACGAGCAGCGCUCAGCACGGUCCGAGGUCGUGCUUCCGUACCUGCACGCCCAACAGCUAGACAGCCCAUUAACAUCACACCAAACAUCAAACUCGUCGGCAGCAGCCCCGCCAUCUUCGACGGGGAUGAUCUACUAUGACGAUGAUGACUAUGAUUCGGAUGACCCGGAUGCUGACCUGGAUAUUUGA
This is a messenger RNA of Fimicolochytrium jonesii, 1125 nucleotides long. RefSeq names its product Elongator complex protein 5. Lineage: Eukaryota; Fungi; Chytridiomycota; Chytridiomycetes; Spizellomycetales; Powellomycetaceae. Gene Ontology annotation, molecular function: tRNA binding. Gene Ontology annotation, biological process: tRNA wobble uridine modification. The record is from RefSeq and is a predicted model, not a curated record. Bases 1 to 1125 code for a protein of 374 amino acids. Gene Ontology annotation, cellular component: nucleus; elongator holoenzyme complex; cytosol. The transcript has 6 exons.